UGGAGGGGUGAGAGGGAGACGGAGAGGGGAGAGAGUAGGUCGAUGGGAGAGAGGUGCUUGUGUUUGUUUGUCUCUCGUUCACAGUACAGCCUAUCGCAGGGGGCAGAGAGUGGUCAUCCGCGCGCAGCUAAACGUCAUCUGGGCCGGUGGGCCUCUCGGUGCGGGACAGCUUGUGGGCCCAAGAAUGCUUCACGGAAUUUGGCGCACAGCGGUCACUCGGUAACCUUCGAUGAAAGUUCCUCCUCGGAGUGUUCCAUCAGACCUUAGAAGAAGAAGACGAAGAAGUUAGAAGACGACGACGACGACGAAGAAGAAGAAGAAGAAGAAGAAGAAGAAGACGAAGACGAAGAAGACGAAGAAGAAGAAGGCAUAAUCAACUCCAGAUCCCCGGGUCAUGCAAGCGAGCGACGCUUCGUAUAUUUGUCUGUCUGAAGCCCUUUUGUCUAUUUGUCGAAUGCGAUAAAGAGCGUUUGAAGUGCGAGGCCGUCAGUGAGUUUUGCUUUUGCUUUUUGUUGUUUUCGUGAGUUUUUGUUGGUUUUAGGUCGGGAAUAUCCACGGUGGGGGACCGCGUUUUUGUCAGCACAAAGAGGUUCAGAAUCUUCAGAUUGAGCGGCCAAAGGGGAAAAAAUUAAAAAACAUAGUAAUGUGUGAUCUAGUUAAGUCCAUGUAGCUAGCGAUUGAGAGAUAAGAUACCCAGCUAUUAAUCAAAGAGUCAAUCAAGAAUCAGUCAUAUGAAACGAUUCGUCAAUCAAUCAGUCUUGCAAGGGAUGAACGGCUCGCUCGGUCAAACAGUAAGUCGGGACCCGGGUGCUGAUCGAGCGGUGGUAGGGAGGUAUAGAGAUAUGAAAAGAAUAUCAGUGGAAUGUGUUUGUCUAACUAGCUCGGGGUUGUUAUUUGUCGAGAAGACAACUACCUAUUAAUGAAUCUAUAUGUAUCAGUCGAUUCCUCAAUCAAUCAAUCAAUCAAUCAACUGGUCUAUCCGGCGAUUGAUUGGUCAGUGAUGUUUGCAUGCAAGGAUCUUCUCAGCUCUGUCGUCUACUGGCACGUGGCGCACGUGGGGCUAGGCAGUGAAGCACUCGGGGAGCUGAGAUUUCGUUCCGAUUGUGGAGGUGACACGUUGCGUGUGUACUCACGAUCCUUGUCGUCAUUAACGUGGGUGGAUGGAACGUGGGGUGCAUGGAACAUGGGCUGCAAGAACGCGCAACAUGGAGUGCAUGGAGUGCAUGGAACGUGUGAAGUCGACUGCAUGCAACGUGGAAUAUGGAGUGAAUGGAACGUGCAAAGUGGACUGCAUGCAGAACGCGGAACGUGGAGUGCAUGGAACGUGUGAAGUUGACUGCAUGGAAUGUGGAAUGUGGAGUGAAUGGAACGUGCAAAGUGGACUGCAUGGAACAUGGAAUGUGGAGUGGAUGGAACGUGGAAUGUGGAGUGCAUGGAACUGGUAACGUAGACUGCAUCCUGUGCGGACUGCAUCGAAUGUGAACGUGGAUUGCAUGGCACUGCAUGGAAGUGAACGUGGAGUGCAUGGGACGUGUAACGCCAAGUGCAUGGCACGUGGAGUGCAUGCAUGUGGAACGUGGAAUGUUGGGUUCUAAUCGGGGGUGCAUGGAACGUGGAGUGAGUGCAUGCUACGUGGACUACAUCGAACGUGAACGUGGAGUGCGUGGUACAUGGACUGCAUGGGACGUGUAACGUCAAGUGCAUGGCACGUGGAGUGCAUGCAUGUGAGAAUGUGGUACGCGGGGUGCAUGGAACGUGGAGCGAGUGCAUGGUACGUGGACUACAUCGAACGUGAACGUGGGGGGCACGUGAAGUGCAUGCAUGCGGAACGUGGUACGUGGGGUGCUAAUGUGGAGUGCAUGGAACGUGGAGUGAGUGCAUGCUACGUGGACUACCACGAACGUGAACGUGGAGUGCAUGGCACGUGGACUGCAUGGAAGUGUAACCUUUAGUGCAUGGUACAUGGACUGCAUGGGACGUGUAACGUCAAGUGCAUGGCAUGUGGAGUGCAUGCAUGUGGAAAGUGGAACGUGGAGUGGAUGUAACGUAGACUGCAUGGGACGUGGGGUGCUAAUGUGGGGUGCAUGGAACGUGGAGUGAGUGCAUCUUACCUGGACUGCAUAGACCGUGAAUGUAGAGUGCGUGGAAGUGUAACGGAACGUGGAGCAUAUGGAACGUGGAGUGAAUGGAACGUGCACGGAUCGUGGAGUGCAGGGAACGUAGCGUCCAAAUGCUAGGGAAGCUGAGAGAGGGUUUUUUUCUGAGCAUAAGGACUACGGUAACCGAAGUCAAUACGACAAAGCAUACACAUGGCCACAUGAUUGCCUUCACAAGACCGUCCGAAACGUCCAUGGUGUGCACAUAUAUAUAUAUAUGGAGAUGCCCUUGUGCUUGUAGAGACUUGCAUAUGUGGCACGCGGUUGCUUAUGAAAACAACGUGUCACUCCACGUCCUAAUCCCGAUUUAAAUGGGAAGUGCCACACACGAACUAUCUAGGCAAUGCAGAAUAGGCACGUGUGCAAAGGUUAUGGACACUUGGAUAAAGGUUGGGUGAAGAGUACGGAGGACAUCGCAGUAGUGGUGAGAGGGUGAGAAGGGAUGGCCAUUCUCGCGCGCAGUCGAAUGUCAGUGGACAGUGUUGACGAAAAAAACAGGAAGUCGAAAAAAAAGAAUCUGGUAUUUCUGAAAACUGGACAUCAGAAAAACAACACAGAAAUACGAGUACUCUCAUGUAUAGUAUUGGACGUCCAGACUGUAUAACAGCAGCAAGAAGCGAUUGUACGAUAAUAAUAAUAAUAAUGAUAAUAAUAAUAAUAAUAAUAAUAAUAAUAAUAAUAAUAAUAAAAAUAAUAAUAAUAAUUGACCGUAUCAGCUGGUAUAGGAUGUGUAGAGGUCCAAGAGAUGGAUUAUACUCCUGGAAGCGUCAAGAAGAAGUGUCAAGAAGAUGAAGUAGUAUGCGUCUGGGCAUGGGAUUGAAAAAGAGAAAGCAGGUACGCACCUGGUCAUGAUGUGUGGCAGCAUUCAUUGUAACUUGUAAGCAUGCUGGGGAGGAAAGGAUGUUUCAGACUAUUUGUGAUUGGCUGUUUCGGUCUAGUUCACUGAUGAUUAG
Messenger RNA from Chara braunii, 3109 nucleotides. Lineage: Eukaryota; Viridiplantae; Streptophyta; Charophyceae; Charales; Characeae. The record is from the annotation of a GenBank genome assembly.